Oldenlandia corymbosa var. corymbosa is the source of this 921-nucleotide messenger RNA. The record is from the annotation of a GenBank genome assembly. NCBI's taxonomy places the organism in Eukaryota, Viridiplantae, Streptophyta, Magnoliopsida, Gentianales, Rubiaceae.
AUGAAAAUGACUCAGGUCAAUAUGGGUGGUGUACCGUUUCAGACUCGGUCUAGUCAGCCGAUUUAUGUAUCCGAGUAUUCUCAGGACGACCUGGAAGAGGAAGAUGAGGAUGAGGAGGAUGAGGACAAUGAGUUUGAUGAGGAUGAUGUGCAGGACAGUGUUAGGAUAGGUGCGCAUCACAGAGAUACGCCUAUGUACAAUCUUAGUAGUUACCCUCCUCCUCGGUACUCCAGUUGUCCACGGCCUGGUCCUGGCGGUUUAUCCUCUCCCCCUACCCCUAUCCCUUCUCAUAUGAGUGACUGCAGCAGCCAGUCGAGAGUUUCUGAUGAAAUUGAUCCGACUAUAUCGCUAGUGACAGAUGAAGUACCUGGUGGGCCGAAAGAUGGUAGCGUGAUUCCUAGCUUCCUUGGGCAUAUUGCUUAUCAUUUCUGGUAUGGAUACAAUAGACCCACAUUGAAGAUUUUUAAAGGCGAAAAGAUUCUGAAUAAGUUGAAGAUGUGGUAUAAAGAUAUGAAUGAUGUAGUAAAAGGCAAGAUUCGGGGACUGGAUUGGGUCACCUUCUUCAUACCUCGUACGUCCGAGACAGAUGUGCUGAGGGGACAUGCAGCAGGGAUACUUGGCCUGGAUGUGAAUGGUUACAAAUGGAGUCAUGGCGGUGUCUCUGAUUGGUUCAUCCUUGAGCGAUGCCAGAAAGCGGACGAGAAUACCCAGGCCUCCGCUUUCUUGUGGGUAUUGUUGACCUCGACAUUGUUCAUAGGCAAGAGUGGUGGGAGGUGCAGUGUUUCACUUGUACAUGAGCUGAUGGCUAGGAUCGAGAAUAUAGGUUCAUACUCGUGGGGCUCUGCUAUGCUUGCGUUCCUAUACCGUCAGUUAGGGAUGGCUAGUAAAGCACCAGAGAGGGCGAGUUACCCGUGGGGGUAA